Molecule: messenger RNA, 3265 nt
Organism: Cuscuta europaea
Lineage: Eukaryota; Viridiplantae; Streptophyta; Magnoliopsida; Solanales; Convolvulaceae
Source: the annotation of a GenBank genome assembly
AAAUUGAGGAAUUCAAAAUCCAUAUUGUCACAGACUCACAGUAAUCACCCUAUCAAAAUUCCCGUCAAUGACCCCUUUCCUUCGACAUUUUGCAGUUUCACAACAUCCAUGGAAGUGUGCGCAGGAGCUCGACGCCUACCAUUACCGCCUGAGAAACGCGACAUUGAAAAGAUUAAGCAAAAGCUCCUCCAAAGCGGUGUCGCCCCAACUCCCAAAAUCAUACACAAUAUCUGCAAAAAACGCCUCCAGAAAGUCAACCGUCGGCAGGCCAAACAGGCCGCUAAGGAACCACGGCCUCUUACUGAUGCCCAGAAAGAAACCCUGGCGGAAGAGUUUCACUUCCAGGCCAUAAAAUCUGAGUACAAAAGCUUCGAAAGAUCUCUAAACGCGAAAAAUGAGGGGAAACUCAUAGGACGGCCGUGGGAGAGACUUCACAAGCUUCAAAUGCAAGAACUUUCAAGUGAAAAAAUGCAGUAUUCUGGGGACAAGUUCAGUGCUCAGCCUUUGAGGGAGCUUCGUGACAUAAUCGAGUGCGAAAGGGAGAAGUACAGGUGGAUUCUGGAUGACGAUGUCCAGAUUGAAGAUGGGUGGUCUGAUUAUAAAAGCUCAAAUUGGGAACCACCGAAGCUCCGAGGGGGCGAAUCUGGGGCAAUACGGUUUGUCAUUGACAAAUUGAGCGGUACAAAAAUGAUUGCCAAGAAUUAUAAGUUUUUGCGGGUUAUGAAACACUCUGGGUUGCAGUUUACAGAACGUCAGAUGCUGAAGUUAGUGGAAGGUCUUGGGGAUAGAGGAGAGUGGAGGCAUGCAUUGUCUGUUGUUGAAUGGGUUUAUAACUUGAAGGAGCAUAAACACUACAGAAGCAGGUUUGUUUAUACAAAGCUCUUGGCAGUUCUUGGAAAAUCUAUGAGGCCUCAUGAAGCUCUUGGAGUGUUCAACUUGAUGAGAGGGGAUGCCAGAAUAUACCCAGACAUGGCUGCCUACCAUAGUUUGUGUGUUAUACUUGGCCAAGCUGGUCUUCUAAAAGAGUUGAUCAGCAUUAUUGACUGCAUGAAGGAAAAACCCAAGAAAAUUCAAAAUAUGAGACACAAAGAUUGGGACCCUGCCAUUCUACCAGACAUUGUCAUAUAUAAUGCUGUUUUAAACGCUUGUGUUCCAUCUCGCCAAUGGAGAGGAGUACAUUGGGUCUUUCAACAGCUAAGGAAGAAUGCCUUGAAACCCAAUGGUGCAACCUAUGGACUUGCGAUGGAGGAUAAAUAUAUAAAAUUGCAGGGUUGGGUUGUCCACCAAAAGAAUGUUCUGCAUUUAUAGCCAAGGCACUUCAGUUAUAUCAUCAAGCUGCAUUUGCAUUGUAAGGUGAUAUUUUCAACAUUAAAGGCAAAUUUUUGUUGAAAGGUGAUGUUGAGAUCUAGGAAGUAUGACCUUGUGCAUGAAUUCUUUGAGAAAAUGAAAGCAAGUGGGGUUGCUGUCAAGGCAAUUACAUACAAAGUUCUUGUCAAAGCCUUCUGGGAAGAAGGCAAGGCCAAUGAAGCCAUUCAUGCUGUUAGGGAGAUGGAACAAAGGGGAGUUAUUGGAACUCCUUGUGUGUAUUAUGAACUAGCUUGCUGCCUUUGCUAUCAUGGAAAGUUGGAAGGUGCCUUUUUCGAGAUUAAAAAACUAAGAAGCCUUGGUUGGACUAGACCUUUGGCAGUUACCUUCACUGGGAUGAUAUUGUCUUCAAUGGACGGUGGACAUAUUCACAAUUGCAUAACCAUAUAUGAGCACUCCAAAAAACACUGCAAAAUGGACACUGGAAUCAUAAAUGCCAUGCUGAAAGUGUAUGGUCGUAAUGAUAUGUUUCUUGAAGCCAAGGAAUUGUAUGAGUUGACAAAGAAAGUAGACACCAGUUCUGAAAUUAGUAUCAGUCCAGAUAUAUACACUUUCAGUUCCAUGCUUGAGGCAUCUGCUCAUUCUCUCCAAUGGGAAUAUUUUGACAAUGUUUACAAGGAGAUGACCCUUGUUGGACAUCAGCUUGAUACAAAAAAACAUGCACACCUGCUGGUGGAUGCAUCAAAAGCUGGGAAGAAACUGUUGAUGAUUAGGGUGAGAUCUGCUGCCUGUGUUGCACCCUUCUAACAUACAUUCUUGAUCCAGGGGCAUUUACUUGAUCAUGCAUUUCACACAAUUUUAGAAGCUGGUGAGGUGCCUCCUCUCUCAUUUUUCACUGAGAUCUUAUGCAGUGCAAUCUCGCAGCCUAAUCAUGAAAGAGCUGUCACCAUGGUCAACAUGCUUGCUGUUGCACCUUACCAAAUCACUGAACAUGAGUGGAUUGAGUUCUUCGAAGGCAACCAGGACCGGGUAAAGAAUUAUCAUUUCCAAAAAUGGUUGGAAAUGCUCUGCACAGAGGGCUCGAGAAAUGAAGCUACCAUUGUAAAUUUGUCUAGAGCAUUACAAUCUCUCUUGGGGGAUAGUGGUUCAAACAACUUGAAUUCUGGAGGUGGUAAUGAUCUAAAAUCUGGCAAGGGGGGAGGUGUUACAGAUUUGAUAUUCGAUGAUGAGUUUGAUGAGUUUAAUUUGGAAUCGGUGACCACAGAGGAAGAAGAUUUGUAUGAAUCGGGGAUGCCAUCAACUUAUGAGAUAUUGCAGUCAUGGAAAGAAAUGGAGGAAACACGGUAGCAUUUUUCUUCUAGUUCAUAUAAGCGACCAGUGAACUUGCUCCUUUCCCUAAUGAUGCGACGAGAUAAAGAAAGUUCAAGGUUUUGGUCUAAGGUCAGCAAAGUUCCCUGCAACCCUCUGGCCAGAUUCUAUUUUUUACACCAUAUCAUGCUUCUCGUGUGGCUAGCGAGGUUCAAUACCAGAAACUCCAGUGCAUCAUUGACAAGCUUUUCGACCUCAUGAAGCUUGAACGGCUGGAUUACAUCUGCAGGUAUAGAAUUGCAGUAUGCGCCUACGAUUCCUCGAGCUCAUCAUCUUCCUGACAUGCGGCCACUAAAAUCAAUGUGUUGCAGCAGCUCUGUAGGCAUGUUUUUCUUAGUGUUUUUGUUUAUUUUAAUUAUUUUUGAAAAGAUGGCUAGAUUUGUCUCAUGCGUGUUUUUCUUAAUGUUUUUGUUUAUUUUAAUUAUUUUCGAAAAGAUGGUGAGAAUUUGUGUCUACUAGCAAAUCUUGUUUUUUCUUUCUAUAUAAUCAGAAGCUCAUCAUUAGAUUUACAAAUUUUCACCAGUUUACUCCGUUAUAUGUGCCGCCGGGAUAGUGGGAUAUGAAUUUGCUGAUGUUAGCAUUGCUUGAGCUG